Messenger RNA from Bursaphelenchus xylophilus (pine wood nematode), 4161 nucleotides. The record is from the annotation of a GenBank genome assembly. NCBI's taxonomy places the organism in Eukaryota, Metazoa, Nematoda, Chromadorea, Rhabditida, Aphelenchoididae.
AUGAGCAAGCAGAAGGCAGCAAAGCCCGCGGAAUUGGACCCGGUUUCUCUGGAGGAGAAUGAGAUUCCAAUUGAGGCGUAUGGCACUCCGGUAGACCUUGACGCGCCCGCUGAAAGUCAGUCCGCAGAGACUGCGAAGAGCUCGGGAGUGAAGAAAAAAGAGGGCCAACAAGAUGGGGAUGACUAUGAGUACACCGACUCGAGUGAUGACGACGAUGCUGACGAUGAAAACGACUCCGACGAGACGCUGAAAAAUCCUAAAGAGUCGGUAAUCCGAGUCAAUGAAACAAAUGGGACGACCAAGAAUUUGGACGAAAAUGGAGGCCACAACGACAAGCGGAGAGACUCGAAAAAAGAUGAUAAAGAUGAACAGUCAAAAGACAAGGAAGGUAAAGAAGAUGAUAAAGAAAAGAAGGACGAGAACGCAGACGAAACCGCCGAGAACACAGCCACCAACGGCAAACACAGCGGGCUGCUAGAGGGGAUGGAUCCAGUCACUGGUGAUUACAUAAGGCCCAAGAAUUGGGACACGUUGCCAAAGCCCGAAAAGGAGGUGGAGAGGGAAGAGGAGAAGCCAAGAACUCGAAUGGGCAAGAGGAAAAGAGAGAAGAGUGGGCUGAGGAGAUCGCGGUCGGUAAGAAAAAAGGGUCAAUUGUCGUUGUAAUCGCAACUCAUGUCACUAUGCAUAAACAAGAAGUCUUGCAUAUGUCUUAUAGAAAAAUACUCUCAAUUUGAGCCAAGUUUCAUUAAAAUCUGAGCGUCGUAUCUCGAGUACAGAGUUUUUUUGCCACAUUUUUCGAUACUUCCCGGAUGAAUGGCGUUUUUUGCCACUGGAUCAGGUUCUCCCCUUCAAUAAAUCCGAUUUUUAGCUCUCGCGACGAGUCCUGGACACAGUCUCCAACAAGAGUCGGACCGAUGACUCGGAUGAAGAAGAGGCCGGCACCGGGAAUUGGCUGUUCGGCAAUAGGAUUCGCUUUACCAUCAUGCUCAUCUCCACGUUAUGUUUAUCUUCAAUCUUGUCCAACAUUUUGACGUUUAAUUUCACAUUCAUUUGCAUGGCAGGCGAGAAGCCUCCUCAUUACGAGAACUUGACCAGUAAGUGAUGAAAACUUGGCCAAUGAAGACGACUUUUGUUUAGAGUUGCAACAAGAACAAAGCGGCUACAAACCGCAUUUGGAUUACACAUCCGGCGAGAGGAGUGCACUUUUUAUGUCGGUGGCCGUGGGCGCAUUGAUUGCCGUGUUCCCGAUGACCGUUGCGUUGAAUAAAUAUGGCUCAAGGUAUGAGAGAAGACAAAGAAGCCAAAACAUUUUGCCUUCGGACUUUUUGAGUCAAUGACAGUUCGGUCGACGCAAGAUCGGUUGAUAGGCGGGGUAGAGUAGGGGGAGGCCAAAAAAGUGGUAGGAGGUGCAUACGAGGCUGAAUGCCUAAGGACAUGCCAAUGUAUUUUACUCUACAAAAAAUCACAAAAAGUUUGCGUCAACUCUCUCCCCGUCUCGUUGGGUCAACUGUUUCUUCCCGGCGGAAACUUGGCGAAGACAUAAAACAUGAAUAUUUUUUAAAUUUUAUAAAUAUCUAGCCUAGUUUUACUGCCAUUGGGCUAGCAUAGAAAGACGAAAAAAUCCUCGAAAACGAAGAACCAUGGGGUUUGUUUGGAUUUUAUUGAUGUAAUACAUGCAAAACACCUCAAAAAUAGAUGAUAAACUGGCCUGGGACCCGAUCAAUCUUCUAAUUUCUAGUCAUUGGGCUUUCUCCUAGCCUCUAUGCAUACUAGUCCAUCCGGAAAGUCGCUGGAGUGAUUUCGGCGGCAUGCACUGUCCGAAAAAACAAAAUUCAUUUUGUACCUUGCAAAUAGGCUUUUUUCGGCUGUCGCUUGCACCUUCAACUUUACUUGCACCGCAAAAACCCCAAAAAUCACACCAUCGACUUUCCGGAAAGCCUACUACUCGAGAUGCCUUCGACCCGAACUGUCGUUGACCCAAAAACUCGUAGUGCCAAAAAAUUGCCGUUUUCAGGAUGACCUUCGGAAUGCUGGGCCUUAUCUCCACCAUAGCGACAUACCUCAUCCCCGUCUCGGCGAACACCUCCUUCUGGAUGAUGUUGAUAAUGCGAGGGAUUCAAGGCGUCGGGUUUUCGGCCUGUCUUCCCGUGAUGGGCUCGAUCACCUCGCAUUGGUCGACAUUAAAACAGAAUGGAAUUUUCAUCGCCAUUCUUUCGAGUUUCUUCCAAAUAGCGCCCAUUUUUACCAUGCCGAUUUCCGGGGAACUUUGCACAUCCGCAUUGGGAUGGGAGUCGGUCUACUAUCUUCACGGCACAGUCUGUUUGAUACUGUUCAUUAUUUUCAUCCUCUACCAUCGCAACAGCCCGCACAAACAUCCGAUGAUGAAUCGGAAGGAAUUGGUUAAAGUCUACUUUGGCAAAGGCUCGAUUUAUUCGGGGCCUGGCCGCGAGAACACGCGGAAAAAGUCGCGAAAAGUCCCAUACAAGGCCAUGUAUUCGGACCAUGCGAUAUGGGCGAUUCUUGUGGCAGCGUUCGGAAAUUUCAUGGGCACUCAGCUCUCGCUGCAGUUCAUUCCCACCUACUUGAAUAAGGUAUGAAGUUGAAUGCAAUUUCAACGAUUUCAACGCAUUUCAGGUCCUUGGUUUGCCGAUUGAGCAGACCGGAGUGGCGUCCGCCAUCUCUCCCGUCAUCAUGUUCUUCAUCAAGCUGGUCGCCGGCCAAUCCUCCGACAAGAUCACGUUCAUCUCGGACGAGUGGAAGUUGCGCAUCUACAACAGUCUUUCCUGCGGAAUGAUGGGCGUUCUCUUCAUCAUAUUGGCGAGUUUGGACCCGCGCACCAAUCCCAGUCUGUGCAUGGUGGGUGUAGAUUUUUUUGGCUUUUUUCUUCUUAUAACGUAGUGGUUGAGCAACUCUUCCCCUUUUCUGAACUUUCCCCCAAUCUGAACUGUCCCCCUUUUUCAACUCUCCCCCAAAAAAGACGGAACUCUCCCCCUUUUUUGAUUUUCACCGAAAAAUCUGAACUCCCCCCUUUUUUGAACACUCCCGCAUUUUGAAAAUUGAAAAAACUAGGUGUGACAUGUUAUACGAUGAAAUUUUUUUUCAAAUUGAAAAUAAUUCGGUUUGACAUCUUAUACGAUGAAAAUUUUUUUCAAAUUGAGAAAAAUUAGGUGUGACAUUUUAUACGAUAAAAUUUUUUUUCAAAUUGAGAAAAAUUAGGUGUGACAUUUUAUACAUUGAAAAUUUUUUUCAAGUUGAAAAAAAUUCGGUGUGACAUCUUAUACGAUGAAAAUUUUUUUCAAAUUGAGAAAAAUUAGGUGUGACAUUUUAUACGAGGAAAAUUUUUUUCAAAUUGAAGAAAAUUAGGCGUGACAUCUUAUACGAUGAAAUUUUUUUUUAAAUUGAAGAGAAUAAGCUGUGACAUGUACGAUGGUAUAGCAACUCACAUCUUAUUCUUAUCAAUUUGAAAAAAAUUUCGAUCGUAUAACAUGUCACGGCUAUUUUUUCAAUUAAAAAAAAUCAAUCAUAUAACAUGUCACACCUCAUUUUUUCAAUUUUAUAAUGUUUUAAAAUAUAUAAUAUUUUUUCCGUAGAGAAAGAAAAGUACAGAAUGCCGUUCCACUGAGAAAAGUUCUAUCAAAUAAAUGAAGAUAGUUUCUCGUCGGAAAAUCCUCGAAGCUCGCACUCACAUUUUGGCAUAACAUUUUACACUCAAAUGGCAAUUUAGACUGUAAAUCCUAGGCUUAAAAUCCCAUCCCACUCUAUCAUCCUCCCUUUCAGAUCACCCUGAUCGCCUCCACUUGUAUCCUCGGCUUCAAUUCGGGCGGCUUCUUCAAGUCCUCGCAGAUGGUCUCCCGCCAACAUUCCCACUUCACACUGGCCAACAUCGCCUUCCUCAACUGUGUGUGCAUGCUGAUCGUGCCGCUGCUCAACGAACUGAUUGCGCCCGAGAAUUUGCCGGAAGACUGGGCGGUUGUGCUCUGGAUUCACGGCGUCAUCUUGUUGCUGACGAACGCGUUUUUCUGCGUAAUGUGCAAGGCGAAGCCGGCUUCGUGGACCAUGGACGGGUGGAGUCAUCGAGCCGGGAAGCGGUCGAGGCGCUCCGUGAAGAGGUCCAGUGUGCAGCCGGUGGAUGCGGUUCAGAAACCCGAAAAUGUGGUUUGA